Molecule: messenger RNA, 375 nt
Organism: Penicillium mononematosum
Lineage: Eukaryota; Fungi; Ascomycota; Eurotiomycetes; Eurotiales; Aspergillaceae
Exons: 1
Coding region: 1-375 (124 amino acids)
Source: RefSeq, a predicted model, not a curated record
AUGACUAUCCAAUUCGAGCGCUCAUCAAAGGGCUGGAAGUGCGAACAAUGCGGACUCCCCGGAGUGCGUCUAUCCACAAACUCAGGCUCAGCAUACUACAAAUGUGUCCCAUGCAAUCGCUCCUUGGGCCCUUGCCCUUGCACCACACCAGGAGCCAGAACCACCUCGACGUGUCCGUGUGCUGAAAGCGAUGCCGAGUCAUCAGGGGAGGAUGAGGUGCCUCGCGGUCUCUCCAUGCUUUCUUCGAAGAAGCAACCAUUCAACCCACACAACCCGAACCCAGGGUUCGAGGAGGAUUGGGAGGCCAAUUGCUCUCCGGGCUUCAUGGUCUCGAGAUUCAAGGCUCAAGGCCGGGAAUUGCUUAUGUGGCCUUGA